Closterium sp. Naga37s-1 is the source of this 510-nucleotide messenger RNA. Lineage: Eukaryota; Viridiplantae; Streptophyta; Zygnematophyceae; Desmidiales; Closteriaceae. The record is from the annotation of a GenBank genome assembly.
AUGAGGAACCCGAGGUGGCCGAACCAGAGUUAUCGCGCCAUCCAUCCCUUCAACGCUCCAUCUCUUUAUCGCCCCAUCGUUCAGGAGGAGGCAGGGGAGGAGGGCGGCGAGGAGGGGGAGGGCGUGCGCGACUUGUUCGAGGAGGAGGCCGGGGAGGAAGGCGGCGAGGAGGGGGAGGGCGAGCGCGACCUGAUCGAGAUUCGCGAUGACGACGGCGCGGGAGGGGGAAAGAAAUCAGACAAGCCGCGCAAGACGACGAGAUACAUGACGAAAUACGAGCGCGCCAGAGUGCUGGGUGCGCGAGCUCUCCAGAUCAGCAUGAACGCGCCUGUGAUGGUGGAGCUGCAUGGAGAGACCGACCCUCUUGAGAUUGCCAUGCGUGAGCUACGUGAGAAGAAGAUUCCUUUCACCAUUCGCAGAUACCUGCCUGACGGAAGCUAUGAGGACUGGGGUGUAGACGAGCUGAUCAUAGAAGACACGUGGCGGAGACAAGUGGGAGGUGGUAACUGA